Messenger RNA from Protopolystoma xenopodis, 300 nucleotides. The record is from the annotation of a GenBank genome assembly. NCBI's taxonomy places the organism in Eukaryota, Metazoa, Platyhelminthes, Monogenea, Polystomatidea, Polystomatidae.
AUGGAAAUCACCCCAGCGGGUUCAACGACCCUCCUCCAAAAUCGACCGACGAUCAAGUAUGCAAGUAGAUGUGAAUACAAAAAUAACGAGAUCUCCGUCAUAGAAGCCAUGAUAGCCUCAGGCACCAGAACGCCAUACCAUUGCAAUGGUUACAUUCUACGAGGCUUGUCUGUUCGACAAAACCGCGGAGGCAAGAUCAAGCCACUAUGCCAUGCAUGUCCGCUUAAGCGGUCGCCCCCCUUCCGCUAUAUUUGUGAUCACAGGCCUGUCGUCGAGACGCUAAAGCGCAAAAACUCGUGA